Molecule: messenger RNA, 1062 nt
Organism: Solanum stenotomum
Lineage: Eukaryota; Viridiplantae; Streptophyta; Magnoliopsida; Solanales; Solanaceae
Exons: 7
Coding region: 1-1062 (353 amino acids)
Source: RefSeq, a predicted model, not a curated record
AUGACAGAAAGAUUGAAUAUCAACAAAAUCGACAUGAGCAUAGAAGAAUGGACUAGUAAAGUCCAAGUGGUAGAUAAAGGCCAUCCUCGAACCAACAGGGAGGGAAACAAGAAAUAUCAAUUGAUGAUAUUACAAGAUGAAGAGGAAACUCAAAUACAAGUUACCAUGUACGGUACAGAUAUCACACAUUAUGAAAAUGAGUUUGUUCCUUUCCAAACAUAUUUGUUAUCGGGGGCAUUUGUCACCAAAUCAACCAAGGCGUACGGAAAUCCUCUUCAUCAAUUCACCUGGACAAUUGAUAAGGGCACAAUUGUUGAACCAAUAGAACAAGUUAUACCCCCUGAACCACCAUUGUUGCCACCAACGCUGAUAAAAGUUACAUCGUUUGACAGUUUCGACUAUCAAGUUGUAGGCUUUGAAUUCGGUACUUCUCAAAAUAUCUUUACACUUAUUCUAACUAAUAACUCUUUACUUUAUGCAAGAUAUUCUUGCCCUCGUGAAAAUGGUAGCCCUCCAUCAUAUGCCUCAAAUGGGAGCAGAAUUCAAGAAUUCAUCAUCAUCGACUAUCAGUCCGAUGAAAUAAAACCACUUCUCAGCACAUACACAACAAAAAGCACCACAGCUAUAGGCCCUCUUUUGUUUGUGCCAUUUGAAGAACACAUCGUACCUAUUGUCAAUAUCCAGCAACAAUCUUUGUCUGCUCCGACUGCAAGCAAAUCUUUCCAAGGAAUUGGUCACAGCGAAGAUUCUAUUGUACAACCUGUCGUCGAUCAAUACAUCUCACACCCAGCCAUGAUUUCAGACAAAAUUGGAGAAGAACUAUUGUCUCUCACUGUGGCAGAAAUUCGUGACGUACGUUGCAUCAAGAAACAACUAUUGCCACUCAUACUGGUGCAACACAUACUGCUAGGGAACACAUUCACUAUCCAAAUAAAGAAGUUGUUCGCAAAAAACAAGGAUGCAUCUUCAGCAAAAUUGUUUAUCAUGUCAAUCACCGAAAAAGAUAUUGCUAGCAAUCUGCCACUGCACCAACAACUCCAGAAAGCAGUAAACGCAAGCUGA